UGCUCAACAUUUUUCUGAUUUAUUAGUAAUUUGGAAGGAGAGAAGAAGGCAGAGGGGGAAAAAUGGCGGCAACUAGCGAACAGUACAUGAAUUGGCUUCUCUCCGGUUUCGAUCAGAUCUACGAGGAUUUCAAGAGUGGCAUCGCCGAAAUUCAGCAGCUGAAGUCAAAUCUGAAUGCAGAAAUGAAGAGGAGAGAAGCUCUUGAAAUAACUUCCAACAGUCUCAGACAAGAUAAUGAGCGACUCAGAGAACUUUACACCGAAUCGUUAAACAAUUUGGCCGAGCAGCUUGAGCGUCGUACCAAAUGUCAGAGCUUCAAAGAAGAGUUGAAGAGAGUAAAUGAUGAACAUAUUAGUAAACAAGAGGGGCACAGAAAGGCAAUUGAACGGCUCAAGCAAGAUUAUGAAGCUAAGGUUGGAGAACUAGAGGCUAACGUGAGAGGCCUUCUACUUGAAAAAGCAACAAAUGAAGCGACCAUAAUUCAUCUUCGUCAAGAUUUAGGAGCACAUGAAACCCAACUGCAAGCCUUGGCAAAGAGUUUGGAUGAAGUACAUUUGGAUGUGGAAUCAAAAUAUUGUGCAGAAAUCCAGGAUUUGAGAGAUUGCCUAAUGGUCGAACAGGAAGAGAAACAGGAGUUGAUUAGGAGACUCCACGAUUUGGAAAAAGAAUUGUUAAUCAGCAGAACAAAACUUGUAGAGCAGCAACGAGAUUCAGCUUCAAAUCGGCAAGUUGAAACACUCAAGUCAAAGAUUAUGAAACUAAGAAAGGAGAAUGAGAUCCUUAAAAGGAAGCUUUCUUGCUCUGAAGAUGGCUAGAGAUGCAGCGUCUCAAACUCUAAUCUUCCUGACCCUAACCACGCUAUUGUGCAUUGCUCUGUUAGUACAGUCACUUAAUUCAAGACUCCUGUUGGAGUUAACAGCUAACACCAUUCAGUUGGUACUUGGUUGGGAGACUUGAAAAAAGCAUGUUACAUUUUGUAGGGACUAGGGAGUAAUAUAAUUCAGCUAUAAUG
This is a messenger RNA of Rubroshorea leprosula, 1012 nucleotides long. Lineage: Eukaryota; Viridiplantae; Streptophyta; Magnoliopsida; Malvales; Dipterocarpaceae. The record is from the annotation of a GenBank genome assembly.